Messenger RNA from Arctia plantaginis, 978 nucleotides. NCBI's taxonomy places the organism in Eukaryota, Metazoa, Arthropoda, Insecta, Lepidoptera, Erebidae. The record is from the annotation of a GenBank genome assembly.
AUGUACGUCCUGCUUGCUAUUGUUGGUUUAGUGGCCACGGUUUCGGCUAAAGACCUCACAAUUGGCCGUGAGGGAGGCAGGCUAAAGUAUGAACAAAAUUUUACUGCAAGUCCUACAAUUUGGCAGCAGGCGAAAACGGUUACCUUUAAUGUAUCGGAGUCUGAGGUCAUCACCCAAGUAGUUAUUGUAGAUCAAAGAGAAGACAAGAAUGGAGAAGCAGCUAUCAUAGAAGGUGGAGAAAACCAGAAGAAUGUUACCAUCGAGCUGAAGAGCCCGGCAGUUUUCAGAGGAUUUGACUUUGAAAUUCGUGUCUACGCUAAACAGGAAAAUGAUAUUCAAAGCCCCGUUGAUAGAGACCAACAAACUGUCCAAAAUCCACUUCUUCGAGAUACUCAAGUAAAUGACAACCAGGUUCCGGAAAAAGUAUCUGAUGACGUCAUUACAGGAUCUUCAGUAACUUCUACAACACAAAUGCCAAAUGGUCAAGAUAAAGUGCAACACCCUGUUGUGAUAGGACAGGAAGAUAACCAACAAGUGCGUCCAAAUCGUGAUAUACAAGGACAAGAACCUGAACAAAAGACCGUGAAACCCACGCCAAGUAAGGAUCUGCAGUCAGCUAUAAAUGAAAACCAAUCGGAAGUAGCUCAGGAGGGGCAAAGUAAGGGUGUCAAUCCUAUGACGAUAGACAAUGACUGGCAAGCAACAAACAAGCCCAGUGUAUUGUCAAAGAAACCAACAGGCGAACCAAUGAAGCCUGUUGCGGUACCAGCUCAACAUUUUGACGACUCUCAAAUGUUGGACAUAAAUGGCGAUAAUGUCAGUGUUGUUGGUGUCGAUGGUAACAAAAAAGUACAGUCGUCUACAGAAAAAAAUGUUGAGAGCCAACAAACCGAAAAAUCUAUUAAGGUCCAAGAAACCGACGACUCUCAACAGGCUAAGAAACAGGUCAAUGUGCCUUUGCCUUACAUAAAACAUUAA